AGGCAGAAAGUGCUGAUGAAUCAAGUGAUGAAGGUUCAGUGCUUUGGUGUACUGAAGAACUGGAAAAUAAUGUGAAGGAAACUUUACAACUUUUAAUGAAUGCCAAAGAAAAAAAAGUUGUUGCUAAACAUAAAAAAAAGAUUACUGAUUUUUUUAGUUUUACAUCAACUGAAGAAGGUGACUCAAUUUUUGAAAAUGAAAACUCACCUACAAUAAGUGAAUCUAGCCAAGCCUCUGAAGAUGAAUUUAAUCCACAAACUGACGAUCAGGAGUCUGUUGAUGAUGAGAAUUUUAACAAGGAAUAUUUGUUAUCUGAUAAUGAAUUAAUUAAAGAAAUUAAAAAUAAAAUUAGUGACAAUAAACUUCCAGCUGGUUUAAAAUGGAAGUUAACUGCAGUUUUAUAA
Messenger RNA from Funneliformis geosporum, 404 nucleotides. The record is from the annotation of a GenBank genome assembly. NCBI's taxonomy places the organism in Eukaryota, Fungi, Glomeromycota, Glomeromycetes, Glomerales, Glomeraceae.